Penicillium mononematosum is the source of this 1566-nucleotide messenger RNA. RefSeq lists its product as uncharacterized. The transcript has 3 exons. The coding region runs from base 1 to 1566 and encodes 521 amino acids. Lineage: Eukaryota; Fungi; Ascomycota; Eurotiomycetes; Eurotiales; Aspergillaceae. The record is from RefSeq and is a predicted model, not a curated record.
AUGGGAACUCGAGGGCUCGAGAUAGUGCGUUUUUGCGGGCGUUACUACAUUUGCUACCAUCAAUUUGACACCUACUUCGAGGGUCUCGGCGCUAAAAUAGUCGCGAGCAUCCCUGCCGACCCCGAGGAAUAUCAUGAAUGGCUCGAAUCCAUGCGAACGGAGUAUGCGGCUAAGGAAAGUGCCCUCGAAAGACAUGUCUACGAGAUCCGCGACGGCUUCGAACCCGACUAUUCACAAUUUAGCGAGUUUACGACGCUUCCUUCCGAGCUUCCACGAUUGAAUGAAUAUAACUAUGCUCAGUACAUUUACAUUAUCAAUCUCGAUCAUGAAGUUCUCACCAUGAACUACGGCAUACACUGGAAGCUGGGGAAUAUCCCGCGCCAGGACGGACUGUGGCUUCGUGCCAUUGCAGACAGCAUCUAUGGCCUGCCCACCAUUUCACUCGACAUUUGCCCGGAAGAGCAUAUGGCCUCGCCGGCUUUGGAGUAUCCAGAAGGGAAAUGGGAGUUCGAAUGUGACUUCCGCCCCGUAACCCCGAGGACAGACAUCGCGAAGGCACCGAAAGCGUUUCUCACACACGUUCUAGCCGGUAUACUUAUUGAAUACGAGGAGGAGAUCAUUAGAACACCUGGAUGGGUUGACGAGGUGUGGGCUGGUGAUAGCGCUCCGUUACUGGAGUUUGGCUCCCCAUCCCAUCGGCCGGGCGAGCCUCCAGGGGCGUCACCCAUGGAUACUAUGUACUGGCUCGAGGACAUUCUUGUCAGUCUUGCCCUGGUGAUUGACGGUGAGGCCAUCACGAAGGCCGCUACCUGGGGAAUUGAGCAGGGACGCGCCAACUUUCAGAUCGUCAUCUUAUCCCUCUUUGAAGUGGCCUUUGCAGAAGUCUCCUUUGAUGUUGAGGUGGGGCCAUUCAUUAAAGUCAGCUAUGCUGACAAUCUCUCGCCUCUGCGUCCAGAUUUUUGCUCGAGCACGCAUCCGCGCGAGCGACCAGUGCUGAAGCCUGAAAUGCAGGUUCAGCGUCGGCGCGAUGGACUCAUCAUGGAGUCGAACUGCACUGGGACAAUCCGAAGACUAGGAAGCCAGUUCCCCGGACUCGCAGCGCUUGUCAACUUCUUCGAAGUCGCCGCGAGCCGCCGCGCAGUAUCCAAAUCGCAAGGCAUUCUCCCGACGGAGCUGUAUGACAUGAUUGUGGACUUUGUUGAUUACGACACGUGGAAGGCCUGCUUGCUUGUAUCUAGUGUGGUUCGUGCCUGCUGCCUUCGCAAGUAUAGGCUUGAUGAUCGUAUGAGAAUUGUGGCAGGCCCCUUCGAGAGGCUGCAAGAGAACUACGAAGAGCCCCUGAUGUCCUUCAACUUCGAAAAUAUGCAAACUGGCGAGAUCCUUCCGAUGAGGCACGUUCCGCAUCGUCAUUCGACAGAAGAGUGUAACUGGAUGCCGCUCAUCGGCAGCGACCGAAAAGCGCUCAUGGUGGACGUGGUCACCCAGUUUGAGCCGGUGGAGGCUGAGCCUGUGGAAGCCGACGGCGAUGAUGAAUGUGCACGAAGUAUCCUGGAACAAGUGCCGUAG